Messenger RNA from Drosophila persimilis, 1006 nucleotides. RefSeq lists its product as uncharacterized. The transcript is spliced from 3 exons. The coding region runs from base 1 to 612 and encodes 203 amino acids. The record is from RefSeq and is a predicted model, not a curated record. NCBI's taxonomy places the organism in Eukaryota, Metazoa, Arthropoda, Insecta, Diptera, Drosophilidae.
AUGGAGUCGUCGAAGUCUGAUGGAUAUUUAGUGCUGUGCGCCUAUUCCAUUGCACUGCUCGAUUUGGUAUCCGCAGUGCUCUUUGCCGUUGUCUCCGGGAUGCUCUAUGCGAAGAAUAACCAUUGGACCUCUCUGGUGUCAAUGAUCUUUACUAUAUUUUGGAUUAUUAUAAUUAUCGUGCUGGCAGUGGGGAUCUACAAGCGCCAGUUGGCUUUGAUUCGUUGCUGGCUGGUGUUCACCUGCCUUGGAAUAUUGCUAGAUGGGUUUAUUCUGAUUUAUGGCCUGACCCUAGCCGUUUCCGUGAACUGGGAUGGCGUCAAAAUCACAGUCUUGCCUUUUGUGGGCUUGGCUGUGGAAAUGACUUUUGUCUAUAUCAUACAUCUCUUGUAUCUGGAAAUGACUGAAUUUCCCAAUCCACAGCCCCAGCCACAGCUAAGGACCCGAGGUGGAUCUCUUAAGUACUCAGAGACGAAAUUCUCAGAGGCUGACGAGAAACCGGCAAAGAGAAACGGGAAACAGCUUAGAGCCAAAGAUGAGGACUACGAGUAUUAUCGUCAGAAGAAGCUAUCUAAAGAGAAAAAGCUGCGGAGCAACGCUAACCUCACCAAUUAGGAAAGGAGGUUGGGCCAUUGAUUGCCCUAAGGUCAUCUGAAGCUGAUCUAUUAUACCUGUACAUACAUAUAUUUGAAACAAGCCGCGUAGCAGAACACCACAACAUCUUUCCAGUACUGUAUGGCUGUAUAGCAGAGGCAGCGUUUUUUUUAUUUUGUCUAGAUCAAAGCUCUUUAAGUUUAUAUAACAUUAAGGAUGCGGACCACUCACUCACACUGGGAUACAGAUAGGUACACCUACAGAGACGUGCGUGUGCCAAUGUUAAACACAAAAUCCUUUUAAAAUAAUUUGCGCAGCAGCCAAGGAGGAAAAAUCAAGAAAAAGGCAUUCAGCUGUAGAGAAUCGAAGCUUUAAGCACCCUAAGAAAAUGUUCCCCUAAAUAAAACAUACAAUC